Molecule: messenger RNA, 3790 nt
Organism: Monomorium pharaonis (pharaoh ant)
Lineage: Eukaryota; Metazoa; Arthropoda; Insecta; Hymenoptera; Formicidae
Product: haloacid dehalogenase-like hydrolase domain-containing 5
Exons: 4
Coding region: 550-1734 (394 amino acids)
Biological process (GO): glycerophospholipid biosynthetic process
Cellular component (GO): mitochondrion
Source: RefSeq, a predicted model, not a curated record
UGGUUAGACCAGGUUAGACAGAGACAGCGCUUGACACCCGGAGGACCAGUUGCUGUCAUUCGCACACAUUUGACCGGAAGUGAACGCGUUUUUGUCAAUAAUUGCUAUGUGUAAUCGUUUGUAUUUCGUAUGAAGAGAAUUGAAGUGCAAUUGCAUUAAAAAGUAACAUCUUGUGACGUGGCAGCCUUAACCAUGCAAAGUCUCAUCCCGUUUCGAUUGAAAAGAACGCUGGAGAAAAUAACAUAACAGCUGAUCACAGCUGACACUUGACAGAAAAAGUUCCCCUUUACCGCGCCUAGGCUAGGCCUAGCGUACCGCUCGCGCGACUCGCGAGUCGCGGCCGUCAUGUCCUCUUACGGCACGUGCGGAUAGUACAUGCGAAGUGUGCGGUGUGCUGUGAGGUUGACAUAACCUCAAAGCGCGUCGUUAUGCACGGUCGAGCCGCGACGGACGGCUUGCGAGCGUUUUGAGGUCGUCGCGACGGGAUCGCGCGCGCACUUCAUUGUCUCAUCAUUGAAUCAUUCGCCUAAUUGAAAGAAACAGGAGGACAUGGCGAUCGCCAACGCCUUACUGCGGCUAAACGUCGCGAGGCUCACCGGAAUCAGGCAUUUAAGUACAAAACCAAAAUUUGGUUUACUUUUUGAUAUUGACGGCGUCAUAAUACGUGGUAAAGAGAUACUACCACCAGUAAAAGAAUCUUUUAAACGGCUGCAAGGGAACAAUGGAAAAUUUCGCAUUCCCACGCUGUUCGUCACCAAUAGCGGAAAUUCUCUGCGUAAGCAAAAAGCAGCAGAACUAUCAAAAUGGAUAGGCGUUGAAGUCACGGAGUCACAAGUUGUCCUGGCCCACUCACCAUUGCAAAUGUUCAACUCUCUUCAUGACAAACAAGUUCUCAUAUCCGGUCAAGGUCCAAUAACUGAUAUAGCCCAAGAACUGGGCUUCAAGAAAACGACAACUAUAGAGGAACUGGCGAAAAACUUUCCAUCUUUAGAUUACGUAAACGUAAAGAAAAGAAAUCCUAUUUGCGGUCCCAUUGACCCAAACUUCCCACAAAUCGAAGGAAUCGUGCUCUUGAGCGAGCCAGUAAUUUGGGAAACAUCGUUGCAAUUAAUGGUAGAUCUUUUGCUUACCAACGGAAUGCCCACGGUAUUGCCUACUGCUGUUCCAUAUCCACACAUUCCAGUGUUGGCAUGCAACAUGGAUUUGCUAUGGGCGUCGCAGGCACCGAUCCCUCGAUACGGCCACGGUGCUUUCUUAUUGUGUCUUGAGAGCUUGUACAAGAAAGUCACAGGGAAAGACAUGACAUACACCGUUCUAGUCGGAAAGCCUAGUGAAAUUACGUAUUACCAUGCCAACCAAAUGCUCGUUAAUCACGCCAGAAGCAUUGGCAUAGACAAUAUCGACACGAUUUAUGCUAUUGGCGACAAUAUUAAUACCGAUAUUUUCGGCGCGAAUUUAUACGACAAAUAUCUAUCCCACUAUGGAUCCGGGGAGGGUACUAAGACUCGCAGCCUGGAGAAACUCCUUGGGAAUAAUAUGAGGGAUCCCAGCGUGAAGGCCUGCAUUAGUAUUUUAGUUGAGACUGGUGUGCACCAGCGAGAUUCCAAAUUCAUACCAGAACAUAGUCCUAGAGAUUUCUUGCCGGUCGACGAUAGUCUAUGUAAACCGGCAUUUAUUGUGAAGGACGUCGGACAAGCUAUUAAUCUCGCGUUUCAAGAAGAAAAGUUUGAAUAAGUUAGUGUAUAAUAGAUAGUCUUGGGAUAUUCAUAUCCUUAUAUCUUUGGAGAAAAAAAGAGAUAUAUAUAGAAAGAGAAGGGAAGAGUGUGCAUGAUAACGUAAGUAUUAUAGCAAAUAAUCUUUUAAAAAGUGUUAGUCUUCAUCAUAGACGAUGUUUCGCAGCAAAGAAAUAGAAAAUAGCAAGAGAGGCUAUAAUAUGUUAUGAAGAUAUAAUAUAUUUAGAGAGAGAGGGGGGGGGGUUUUAAAUAUCUCUGAUUCUUUUCAACUGCCUUAACAGAUAUAUUUAACAAAAGAGAAACAAAUUUUAAUACUUUUUGUGAUUUUAUCAAUUAAAAAAAAACUACAUGAAAAAUAAAUUCAGGAUAAUUUAUAUUGUGUAGAUAGUACAAUAUAUAAAAAAUAAUAUUGUACAUACAGUUGAGAUGAUAAAUAGACGUAUAUAAAAGAUUUUUAUUACGAAUUUAAGUACAUUUAUGACUAUAUUUACUACUAAAAUAAAAUUUUGUUUAGACAACAGUCUGAUACAUACCCCAGGGAUAAUUUGAUAUCUAUUUAAUACUAAAAUCUUACAUGAUUCGACACGUUGUGCACGAACAAAUUCUAAGUUACACCUUAUUAUAUCAUUCUGUCAUAGAUAUACGGUAAACUGAACUGAAUAUAUUUUGUCCGCAAAGUGCACUGUGCAUUACGUCUUACUUAGUCGAAAGCAAUGCAAGAUAUGUAAAAGUAUCUUAUAUGUAUAACGCUCCAUAGUAAAAAAACAAUAGACUUAUGUAACUGGAUUGCUCUUAAAAUUUACAGCUAAUUUACACUGUGUUCCGAGGAUUAUAUACAAAAGUGUAAUCUAUACUAAAAAUAAUAGUAUGUAUAAAUUAUACUUCAAAAUAUAUGUACGUAUACAUAUAUAGUCAGGUCUAGUCUUAAAAUGCAGCUCGUUAGCAAAUACGAGUAAAUAAAAAACAGAAAGAUAUUUGUUGUAACAAAGACUAAAGGAAAUUACCUUUGAUCGCGUAAAUAGAUCUAUUAAAAUCUAUUAAAUAAAUUCGAAACAAUCGAUAAGAUUUUAUUACGAAUUUAUUAUUGUGAAAUAACGUCGAUUUUUGGAAACAAGGAUUGGUGUAUGUAGAAUGUAUUUUAAAAUUUUCUUUUUUACAACUAUUCUAAGAUCACUUCUCAAUUUUAAAAAUAUAAAAUUUAAUUCUGAAAUUAAAUUGUUGUGCAUUCUUCUCGACUCAUUAAUUUCUUUUUGUACAAGAUAUUUCGAAAUGUGUAGAUAAUAGAAAUAAAUUUUAGAAACGCUUUAUUCAAUUUUUAUUAAAACUUUUAUUAAUCGAUUCUAAACUAAAAUACUUAAGGUGCCAUUCGUGCUGAGAUAUUCUACGUAUAAAAGUCGCAUGAAUUGACGACAAGCUAAUUCGAAGAUAAAAGCGCACAUUUAUAUUUUGUACUUGCUCUUACGAGCGAUUUUGACACAAUGAUAGAAUCAAAUAAUGAUCAACGCGUUAAUGUCCGUCAGGACAAAGACUGAUCAGUUAAAUAGGAUUUAAUGAACAUCAUGAACAAACCGGCUUACCAAUCAUUCGCGACAAUGAGGUAUCGUGCAACGGUCAAAGUUACAACGAUCACAUGCCAAUAAAAGUUCUGCCUCUGUCGCCAGUAUCACUUGAUAGUUGAUGAAAAAAAAAGAGAUACACUAUACUAAGUACAAAACACUCAUCUACAUACAUAUUAUACAUGAUCUUUAAUGAUUUUGUUAAAUUCUUAUACAUAUUAUAUACAUAUAUUUAAAAUUAUAAAGUUUUUGUAUAUAAUUAUUUACAUAUUUUUCAUAUUCACAUAUCUAUGCAUAAUAUGUAUUUUAGUAUGGUGCAUCUUUUUUAUAUUCAAGGCAAUUUUAUUAUAUGUGUAGAGGAAUAUCUCGUUUCAUCGAGAGCAAUAUAUCAAUAUUAUAUCUCCUAGCUAUAUCAAAUGUAAAAUUUUCAGAUGAUGUAGCCUCUGUGACUUUUAUGGAGCAAAUUAGAAUUUAUUUUAAUAAAUCGCAGGUUUGUUUAUU